Botrytis byssoidea is the source of this 2211-nucleotide messenger RNA. RefSeq lists its product as uncharacterized. NCBI's taxonomy places the organism in Eukaryota, Fungi, Ascomycota, Leotiomycetes, Helotiales, Sclerotiniaceae. The coding region runs from base 1 to 2211 and encodes 736 amino acids. The record is from RefSeq and is a predicted model, not a curated record. The transcript has 3 exons.
AUGGCCAACAACGACCAAAUCUCCGAUGAUGGAGACUUCAUCUCAAAAGAAUUAAACGCUCAAAAUAAGGACAUGAGAGAAUGGUUUGAAGAAUAUAUGUCAAUAGACGCCGACGAACUUCGUUCAAGUCAUCACAUAUUUGAGGCUUUAGACUCUGAUGAGCUAGACGAGGAUUCAUCUGAGAAACGUAUAUUGGAUUCGGCAGCAACUCCUAUCCUCGGAAGAUUCUGCCUCGAAUGUCAAGAACUCUUUGAUAAUUGGCCGACAUUGGGCAAUUCUUCAACUAGGGAACACGAUUCAAAGCCUGGUUCAGAAGAUGGCUGGGAGCACACUGCUGUAAGGCCAUGUAGCUUGUUCAAAUUAGAAGCAUCAACACGGGCUGGGUGCAAAUUCUGCGCGUUAAUGAUCCAACGCCUCAAAGAUGAGGAGCUACUCGGACUCUUUCGCAAAGUUGAGGAUCGGUUAUUACUCUUGGGUGAAAGCUCAAUGUCGUUUUUAUCCAUUCAGAACUGGGCUGCAAACCCAACACAGCUGCUGUGGUCAAAUCUACCGGGAAAAAUCUGCACUAGUUGCAAUGCCGGAAUAGCGUCUGAGCUGAAGUUUGUGUCCUCUUUUCUCCCAGCAUCUGCCAAUUGCUAUGAAAGACCGCCAGAUGUAUUCAGCACAGCGCGCAACUGGCUAUCGAAUUGUAUCCAAAAGCACGAAGCCUGCAAUAGCAAUGGCCAUGCAACUUUGCCCACGCGGCUUAUAUUUGUCGCUGAAGAAUCGCCACGACUUGUUUUCACGGCGGACUAUCAAGAAAGAUUGCGAUAUGCAACACUGUCCCAUAGCUGGGGAUCUCAUGAGGUUAUCAGGCUUACAACCAAAAACAUCGGCCAGCUAAUGAAGGAGAUACCACUGGAUAUUCUUCCAAAGACUUUCGAAGAUGCAAUAAACAUUACACAAAAACUCGGCAUUGAUUUCUUGUGGAUUGACUCUUUGUGCAUUAUACAGAAUGACGGCGAUGAUUGGCAAAAAGAAGCUGCGCUAAUGAGCUCAGUCUAUGGUGGUUCUUUCAUCACAAUAGCUGCCUCAUCAGCUCGCGACAGUACCGAAGGUUGUUUUUUCAGACCACCAAACUUUAGCGGCGGCCUUCGAGCACGAAUCACUGAUGGUGGACGGCAAAGAGUACAAGAGUUUCGAAACCGAACAGAAUACGAAAGUUCGACUUCAAGAGCUCAUCUUGGAACAAGAGCAUGGGCUCUGCAAGAGAAAUUGUUGUCACCACGAACCAUUCAUUUUGGUGAUCGUGGCGCUUUUUGGGAAUGCAGGUCUUUAAUUGCUUCUGAAGUUUUUCCCGAUGAAUUUCUAGAUAUAUUUGUUCAUCCACUUGUCUGCCGAACAAGGAAUUACAAGUCGCAGUGGCGUCAAAUUGUUGAACUUUAUUCGGCAGCUAAUCUGACAUAUGGGAAAGACAAGUUACCAGCCUUCUCUGGCAUUGCGAAAUCAUUAAACGACGAGAAUGGCGAUCAAUAUUUGGCCGGAAUAUGGAGGAGAAAGAUCGAAGAACAGCUUUGCUGGGGUCUGGCGAGAUCCAAGGCCUCAAAGCGACCGCUCUGGCGAGCUCCUUCUUGGUCUUGGGCUUCUAUCGAUGGGCAAGUAACAUGGCCUACAUCAUCCCCCAUGUUUCUCGAUGCUAGGCACGCGCACGUUGUGGAUGCCAACACGACUCUUUACAGCUACGAUCCUUUCGGACAGGUCAUUGAUGGAUUCAUCCGACUCGCUUGUUCUACCAUGGCAGCUGGCCACAUCGUUUUCACAGAGACUUUAGAUGGAGCAGGAUCUAGAGGUGACGCUGCAAUUUCUUUGGACGGUCGCGGCCAAAAGAAGGAGUUCCGAAUCCGUUUAGACUGUAUAAAUGACAUCAACCAAGACUAUGCUCAACUUACAUAUUUGGUACCACUGAUUGGAGGCCCAGGCGCCACUGGUCGCAUAAGCAGUGAGAAUAAAUGGAUACCAGACUUGGUCGUUGUCGGUAUCGUACUCCAAAAUACGGAUUCCGUAACGAGAAAAUACACAAGGAUUGGAACGAGGGAAAGUCUUGAUGCACUGUAUGAGCCAUUCUUUCAAGUUCUAGAAGAACAAGGUCUGACGACAGCUGAAGCAGCGUGUUCUGAGAUUCUAUCAAAUGCUGAACCUCCUGAUCAUCGGUAUCUUAUCACUAUUGUAUGA